Cucumis melo (muskmelon) is the source of this 1319-nucleotide messenger RNA. Its product is annotated as probable pectinesterase 8. Gene Ontology annotation, biological process: cell wall modification. NCBI's taxonomy places the organism in Eukaryota, Viridiplantae, Streptophyta, Magnoliopsida, Cucurbitales, Cucurbitaceae. Gene Ontology annotation, molecular function: pectinesterase activity. The record is from RefSeq and is a predicted model, not a curated record.
CUCCAUACUUAUAAACCCGUAGUACCAAUGAAUAAUAUUAUGACGAAGUAUAAUAAUUUCCUCAUCAAUCUUACUCUAUCUUCUCUUCUCCCUCUUCUUGCUUUCCUCUUCAUGAUCAAUCCCACCCCUUCAUACCUUUCUAACCUUGUUGUCUUUGGCGAUCCCGUCGACUGUCCUCAUCCUCACCACCACCACCACCGUGAAGACCCUGAUGAAGAUGAUCAAUCAGUGAUAAGUUCUAUUUGUGAUAACUUUCCCACCAAUCUCGUUCCACCAGAAACCACCAACACUUCUGUUUUUUGUGUUGAUCAAAACGGAUGUUGCAACUUCACGACGGUUCAAGCAGCAGUCGAUGCAGUGCCAAACUUGAGCAUCAAACGAAACAUAAUUUGGAUAAAUGCUGGAAUUUACUAUGAGAAGGUGAUGGUACCAAAAUCAAAACCAAAUGUGACAUUUCAAGGACAAGGCUAUACAACAACCGCUAUUGUUUGGAAUGACACCGCCAAUUCUUCACAUGGCACAUUCUAUAGUGGCUCUGUCCAAGUCUUCUCUUCCAAUUUUAUUGCCAAGAAUAUAAGCUUCAUGAAUGUGGCGCCAAUUCCGGGGCCGGGAGACGUCGGAGCACAGGCGGUGGCGAUCAGAGUCGGUGGAGACCAAGCGGCUUUUUGGAGCUGCGGAUUUUUUGGCGCUCAAGACACUCUUCACGACGACCGUGGCCGCCAUUACUUCAAAGAUUGCUACAUCCAAGGCUCCAUCGAUUUCAUCUUCGGCAACGGAAGAUCCUUCUACGAGAGUUGCCAAUUGGUUUCUAUGGCGAAUCCGGUUCCGCAAGGAUCUAAGUUUGUGAAUGGAGCGGUGACGGCCCACGGCAGAGCCUCCGCUGAGGAGAACUCAGGAUUUUCUUUUGUAAAUUGCAGCAUCGGCGGGACCGGCAGAGUGUGGCUUGGCCGCGCGUGGCGGCCGUUCUCUCGUGUCGUUUUCGCUAACACCGUUAUGACGGAUAUCAUUGCACCGGAAGGGUGGAAUGACUUUAAUGACCCCACAAGGGACCAGACAAUCUUCUAUGGAGAGUACAACUGCAGUGGAGCAGGAGCCAAUAUGAGCUCAAGGGCUCCCUAUGUUCAAAGGCUUAAUGAUACUCAAGUUUCCUCUUUCCUCAAUCUAUCCUUCAUUGAUGCUGACCAAUGGCUUCAACCCUAUUCAUUCUUUUAAUUUCUCCUUAUUCUUUCUCUCUCUUUUUUCUUUUCAUAUUUUAUAAAUUCUUUUCAUUCUCCUCUCAUCUGAUUAAUAAAUGUCAACUUUAUUUCAAAACUAUUUGA